Molecule: messenger RNA, 111 nt
Organism: Paramecium octaurelia
Lineage: Eukaryota; Ciliophora; Oligohymenophorea; Peniculida; Parameciidae
Source: the annotation of a GenBank genome assembly
AUGAUUUCUAUCCAUACAACCAUAUGGUUUAAAUCAUAUGUACAAGAAUCUUUUCGCAAAACACUUUUAUCCAAAUUAAAUUCUCUUUUCAUAUAGAAUGAUUUGGUUUGA